AUGACAUUUGAUCAAUCCACAGCCCUUAGUGCCAGUGUGAAUGCGAAUGUCAUAUCAGUAGGCACCGACCCCACCAGCGAAAGCAACUCCCGCAUCGUGGUGGCAUUGUCGUUGGCCGGUGGCGUUACGCAGGAUGUUACCAUCCGCACGGUGGUAGUCACUGCGCACACCGAGGAGGCCGGUAGUGUUUCAACACCGGUGACUUUUAUCGGCAGCAGUGACGCCACCGGCAUCGUUGUGCCAUACAAUGCCAACACCACAAUCAAAGUCAAUUUGGCGCUGUCUUUUGCAUUUAAUCGCGCGUCUACGGUGACGGUGGCCGGUAGUAUUGCCAACUACCUGCUGGCAGAUGAAGUAAAUCGCUUUGUCACUACGCACGCGCUGGCAGGUGCUACGCAGGGUGAUGACCAGGUGAUUUAUGGUGAAAAAAGGAUGCGUCAUAAACUUAUGCUUGACGGCAACGAGGGUGGCGCGUUGGAGUUUUGGUAUGAUGCCGACCCUUGUGUUAGCGUUACGCAGUCAAACGAGUUCGGCUUAGUUUUCGAUGUCACGCACGCAGAUUUCGACCCGGAUGUAGAUGGUGAGUUGUAUGAGUUCAAAGCGGAUGGGCGUGAACUUUGCACCCUCGGUGUCAAAGACGGCUCCGGCAGUAUGACCGGCUUAGAGUAUGCCAGUAUGCGCCAUAUAUCCUGUGGGUCUAUUGAAGCCAUUGACGCGAGUAAAGUCUAUAUGGAUUCGCCUUUUGUGCCUGGUGAUGGCAGUGCCACACUAGGUGAUGCUGCAAAUCACUGGUCGACUUGCUAUGCAAACACGCUUGAAACCAUCCGUAUCAAAAGCAGUGCUGCCAGCGGUAAGAUAGCACUUGCUUCAAGUCUUGAGCCCCUAUCAAACGAUGUCACCAUCGGCACGAGCCUGCGCAGGGUACAUGCUGUGAAUGCCGACAGCUACUAUGAGGGCACAGUGCAAGGGUAUCUUAGCAAGCCGUUUACCACGACGCAGUUGCCGAGUGGUCUUGUGGGUGCAAAUAUUGGCAUAGGGUGCAUCACGCCGUUUGUGGCUGCGCAAGGCGUCAUAGGUGGCAAUAAAGCCGCUGGCGACACUUUCACACUAGCCGUAGGUGCGGCCGUUAUUCCCGAGAUCUUUUUAUCCGGCAAUGCCUUGGUAGUGGAAACCGGCACCCGUGUGCUGCCCGCUGGCACCUACCAGGCACUUGUAAAUAUACGUGACACAUCGCCACACGCCUUUGGCCUUGUCAUGCGCAUUGCAUAG
Cylicocyclus nassatus is the source of this 1269-nucleotide messenger RNA. NCBI's taxonomy places the organism in Eukaryota, Metazoa, Nematoda, Chromadorea, Rhabditida, Strongylidae. The record is from the annotation of a GenBank genome assembly.